AUGAUUUCUAAUGAUCUUCUUAACACCAUCCUAGAGCUGGAUAUAACUGCACACCAAGCAUGGGAAUGUUUGAAAAAUAUUUUUCAGGAUAAAAAAAAUUUUCGUGCUAUUGAUCUAGAAAAUCAAUUCACUUAUGUUCAUCUUGAUGAUUUUUCAAACGUUUCUGCUUAUUGUCAGGAACUUAAGAUGCUUGUUGAUCAACUUUCAGAUGUUGGUGCAUCGGUCUCAAAUGAAAGGUUAGUUCUCCAGUUAAUUGCGGGAUUGAAUGAGAAUUACGAUGGUGCUGCUACUUUCAUUCAACAGAGUGAUCCAUUGCCUCCGUUUUAUGAGGCAAGUUCAAGGCUUAUCCUUGAGGAAACCCACAAAGCUAAGCAAACAGCCAUAGCCUCUAACGCUGCUGGAACUGCUCUUCUGAAACCCACAAAGCUAAGCAAACAGCCAUAG
Molecule: messenger RNA, 444 nt
Organism: Jatropha curcas
Lineage: Eukaryota; Viridiplantae; Streptophyta; Magnoliopsida; Malpighiales; Euphorbiaceae
Source: RefSeq, a predicted model, not a curated record